Molecule: messenger RNA, 1011 nt
Organism: Exophiala xenobiotica
Lineage: Eukaryota; Fungi; Ascomycota; Eurotiomycetes; Chaetothyriales; Herpotrichiellaceae
Exons: 1
Coding region: 1-1011 (336 amino acids)
Source: RefSeq, a predicted model, not a curated record
AUGUCACACAUUGAGAAUGAUGAAUGCAACGUCAUCAGACUCACCGACUUCCAGAUGCAACGGGCUGAGAAACAAAUCGCAAAGGAUUCCUGGGUAAAAGAGACGGAUCCUUAUAGCAUCAAAUCCCCGUCCGAGGAACGUACGACCGUCACUGUUAGUAGCAGGAAUCUUAUGGACGACGGUCCUGGACGUGGACGAUCCCUCAGCAACGCUCUCGGCGGGCCCAUCUCGACUGUCUCUCACGAACAAUUCCCACCUCUCGGCGCCAAAGCUGCUGCCAAUCCCAACGUCGAGACAAAGUCACAAGUCAGUACAAGCAAUCUGAUCAAUUUCGACGACCCUGUUAAGGAUAUGGCUCGUCUGAACAUAUCCCAGCCACCGAUGCAAGCAAGACCGCGAAACGUGUGGAACGCACGAAAUGAAGCAGUGCCAGAUGAAUCUGAAAAUGCAGCUGGAGUACGAGGCUGGCUCAACUCGGUCAACAGCACGACCAACCCGCCAUCCGACAAUCACAGUGAGGUUGCUUCAUUGUACAACCGCAAAGCCCCGGAGUCCGUAUUGUCAGAGAACUUCAUCCCUCCCAGCGUCCGCGCUGCCGAUCCCAAUCCAGCUGCCAACUUCAAGCGGCUCAUCACAAUGCCUGCGCACAGCAUUGUCUCCAGCACCAACAGACUCGAAUUCGAGCGCUUCUGGGACUCGCUGCGCCAGGAGUACGUGUGCCCUGGAGAGAAGUGUCAUCGGGGGUUUAAGACUCAAUUGGACUUCCAGAAACAUCUGUUGUCGUCGGCGCAUGUGGGUGGCCAGGUGACUUGUCCGAGUUGUCUGAAGAAGUUUGCAACGACCACUGCGUGGGUGGCGCAUUGCGAGAGUGCGAGCAAGAAGUGUGACAUCCGGAAUAGUGCUGAUUUCAACAAUGUCAUGAGGGAGGUUACUGGUGGCGUCCUGGGCACGAGCGGCUUCCUGGACGAUGGCACGGUCAAAUAUGUCGCGCCGGAGAUUCAGGAGUGGUGA